Molecule: messenger RNA, 666 nt
Organism: Folsomia candida
Lineage: Eukaryota; Metazoa; Arthropoda; Collembola; Entomobryomorpha; Isotomidae
Product: platelet-derived growth factor receptor alpha-like
Exons: 4
Coding region: 18-494 (158 amino acids)
Biological process (GO): protein phosphorylation; multicellular organism development; positive regulation of kinase activity
Cellular component (GO): signaling receptor complex
Molecular function (GO): ATP binding; transmembrane receptor protein tyrosine kinase activity
Source: RefSeq, a predicted model, not a curated record
CGCUCCCUUUUAAAUGGAUGGCUGUUGAAUCGCUUCAGCAAAUGCGCUUCUCAGUCUUCUCAGAUAUUUGGGCGUACGGUGUCACAACCUGGGAAAUUUUCACACUGGCAAACGUUCCUUAUCCUGGAGUUACAUGGAGUGACGAUUUUCUGGACCAACUAGUCAACGGAAUGCGAAUGCACAAGCCGUCCUACGCCACGACAAACAUUUACAACACAAUGCUGGAUUGCUGGAAUAAUGAACCAAGUCUGAGACCCUCCUUUUCAGAGCUGAAAAUUUUCUUUGAAAAGCUGUUGGUGGACACCUCCCCGCAGAAUUACUUUCAACCUUCGUUUGAGGGUUUCGUUAACCAUGUUGCGAACGAUGGUGGAACUUCGGAGGAAGGUCGCCCUCAAGUAUUUAUUCCUCCCCAGAACAACUUAUCUCCUGAUUCCGGCAUUGCAGAGGACACGCAAGGAUACCUUUUACCUUUCAGUGAACCACGAGAUGCUUAAAAUUGACUUGGACACAAAGAAACUCAACUUGUUAGUUUAAAGUCUUUUAUUUUCAGCCCACAAGAUUUAUCUCCAUUUAACGUAAUUCAUUGGUAGUGUACAACACAUUAAUUAAAUUAGUUGUCUAAUAUAAUUAGCUUAGCAAAAUGGCACGGACUCAAUGAUGACGUUG